Messenger RNA from Lethenteron reissneri (Far Eastern brook lamprey), 3140 nucleotides. It is a transcript of the gene TMEM240, whose product is annotated as transmembrane protein 240. The record is from RefSeq and is a predicted model, not a curated record. Lineage: Eukaryota; Metazoa; Chordata; Hyperoartia; Petromyzontiformes; Petromyzontidae.
CGUAAGGAGAUGGGAGGAGAACGGCAGAGGUACGCGCCGAGGACGAGAGAACCGGGGGAGAGACUUCGUUGCACCGCCGUGGUGAGGGGAGGGAAACGCGGGGAGCUGAGAGCGUAAGUCGAAGAAGAGAGGCGGGGAGAGAGAGAGAGAGAAGCGGAGGGGGGAGGCAGGAGAGGUGCGGUGGGGGGGCUCUCGGUGCUGCUGCACCCGGAGAGAGGGCGAGGGCGAGAGCCUCAUGGAGACGGCUGCAGCUGCCGCUGUCCGUGGUGCUGAAAACGAACGUCGUGUAUUUUGGCUGGCGAUGAGAAGCGGUCGACUUAUUCUCGAUGGGGGCGACGAAGACGGCGGGAUAGAUGACGUUUAACGGCGGCACGAGGUCGAUUGCAGCAGUGGUGGAUGCGGCGGCGGUGGUGGUGGUGGUGGUACUCAUUCUUGGCAUCGGUCUUCGAUAGUUCGUGCCGGCUUCGAGAGUGAGAGAGAGAGAGAGCGGGGGGGAAAAGCACAAUGUGCAAAAAUCGGCGACCGCCAAGUUCUCCUUGGAAUAAUAAUAAUAAGGACCCUUUCGGCUGCUCCGCGCGGAGCUGAUCCCGAACCAAGUGGAAACCGACGCUCGGCAUUUCCUGAUUGGAACGCCAGAGGCCCCGUGUUGUAAGAAAGAAAGAGAGACACGAAAAGGCGAGGAAGAUUAAGAAAGGCGGAAGAAUUGGUAGAAGAUGCGUCAAAGAGCGGAGUCUGCUGCUGUAGGAGUAACAAGACCGUGAUCCAUACCCCGACCCGUUGAAGUCAUCCUCUUCCAUAACCCACCACCAUACAGCUCUCCUCGACUCAACCAGCAGCAUCAGCUCACCCCCCCCCCACCACCAUCACCUUCCCACCCACCCCUCCCUGUCAUCCCAUCGGCCCCCAUCACUACAUCACCUCGCCCCCCCCUUCUCCCUCCCCCACUCCCCUUCCUCCACUGUAAGCGCCAGCGUCGUCCCAAUCACGGAUGCCGAAUCUCAUUCCCGUGACGAUGAUUUUCAUGCUGCUCGGCACGUCGGUGGUGUUGGCUCUGGCGGGCAUACUGGACACGAACGCCUUCCUGGACCGAUUCCACAACUACAUCCUCCCUCGCCUCCGCGGGGAGGACCGCGUGUGCCACUGCGUGUGCGGGAGGCACCAUGUGCACUACGUGGUGCCGUACGCGGGCGACAGCGCAGAGGUGCAUAGCCCUGACGGCUACGCGGUGACUCCGGCGCUGAGCAAGCAGGAGGUGGAUCUGCUGCUGGGACUCACCCUGGGUCUGGGCAUCAGCUGGCUCUUGCUGUGGCUCGACCGGCGCCUCACCGACGCACAGCUCCGACAGCUCGCCGCCGAGGCGUGGCGAUGGCUCUCCUGCCGCUUCACCCCCAAGCGCCGCUCCGUGGGUGGCGGCGGCAGCAGUGUCGGUGUCGGCCGGCGGCACCGCUACCACGCGUUCCCCCGCGACGACGAUGACGACGACGAGGAGGACGACUCGGCGGGCGCCGGGCUGCUCGUGCCCGCCGGGGCGGGAGGAGGAGGAGGUGGAGGAGGAAUAGGAGGAGGAAUCGGAGGAGUGGGAGCAGGAGGAGGAGUAUUGGCGCCCGCCGGGAACGCGUUAGGGCACGGCCACACGCACGCCCAGCAGCAGCAGCAGCAGCACGGCGCCCACGCUGGCCACGAGAACUCGAUGCACUUCAAGCCGCGGCUCUGCCACCACAACGGCCACGCGGCCACUGGCAAGCGGCUCUGAGCCACGCGCCACGGCAGCAGCAGCAGGAGGAGGAGGAGGAGGAAGAGGAGGAGCAGGAGGAGAUGCGCUCGUCUGGGAACGGCGAGGUGGGGAGGUGGUGUUGGAUCAGGAGGUAGUGGAGGUGAUGGUGGAGAUUGGGAAAGUGGUGAAAAUGGUGGAGGUAAUGGUGGAAGAGGUGGUGAAGGUGGUGGUUGUUGGUGGCGGUGACGGCGAUGGAAUGUAGUGGCUACGGCAGUCGUGGGCAUGGUGGUGGAGGUGGAGGUAAAGGUGAAGAUGGUCGUUGUGAUGGUGGAAGAGGUGGAGGGUGAGAUACAGUUGGUGGUGUUGGUAGUAAAGGUGAUGAUGUUGGAGGUGGUGUCGGUGGCGGUGAUGGUAGCAGUGGUGAAGGAGCGAGGGGAGGUGGUGGUGAUGAUGGAGGAGGGGGGGGGGUGCUAAUGGUGGUAGCAGAAUGUGAAGGUCGUCAAGGAGAUGGUGGAGCUGACGUUGGUAAUUGUGGUGGUGGUGGUGGAGGGGGAAAUGAUGAAGGAGAUUUUUGGUGGAAAUUGAUGAGAUAUUGGAGAAGGUAGAGGAGGAGGGGGGGGGGGAUUGGAGAUGGAUGAGGUGACGGUGGUGGUAACAUGGCAGAGGUGGUGGUGGCAGUGGCGUUGUGUGGUUAGAUAACGGUGUCGGUGGCUAUAGUCGGUGGGUAGCGGGGAUUGUCGUUGUACGGAGCGGAGGUGGAGGCAUCUGUUGGCAAUUGGUCGAGGAGCUGGUGGCAGUGGCCACUGAGCUGGUAGUAGUCGUGGUGGCGGUGGUGCGCUGUGUUACAGUUGGGUCAGGUUUCAGUUCCAUACACGUCUCCUGGACAUCUGUGGAACAUUUUGGACGUCUGUGGAGAAAAGGAGCAUCAUAGGCUCGUGGGAUUGCUCCAGUAUGAAUCAAUAGAGAGACUCCUCGACUUACGAACUAGUUAGGUUUUAGAAGUCUGUUCGUAAGUCGAUUUUUUUCGUAAGUCCAACUUUACUCCUGUCGAUUCCAAACACAUUGUGCGGCGUGUACACAAAACACGGGGAAUGGCUUUAAAAGUUGUAUAAUCCCCUGUAGAUGUCGAUGCCACUGGUUCUUCACGUUCUGUAGAUGUAGAUGCCACUGGUUCUUCACAUUCUGUAGAUGCCACCGGUUCUUCACGUUAUGCAGAUGUUGAUGCCACUGGUUCUUCACGUUCUGCAGAUGUAGAUGCCACUGGUUCUUCACGUUCUGCAGAUGUAGAUGCCACCGGUUCUUCACGUUCUGCAGAUGUAGAUGCCACCGGUUCUUCACUUUCUGCAGAUGUAGAUGCCACCGGUUCUUCACGUUCUGCAGAUGUAGAUGCCACUGGUUCUUCACAUUCUGUAGAUGUAGAUGCCAC